AUGCGUUCUUUCCAGCACGAGAGCAAGCCUGCGCGUGUCAUCUUUGGCAAUGGCACGCUUCAGAGCAAGUUGAAGGAAGAAGUCCAACGGCUGGGCGUGCGUCAUGCUCUGGUCCUCAGCACCGGCUUCCAGGCUGAUCUGGCCCAAGAGGCCGCCAAGCUGCUCGGAGAAGGCGAUACUGCCAUCAAGGUAUCGAUGUACACCAACGCCACUAUGCACACGCCGAUCGAGGUGACGGAAGAAGCCAUGAGCUCUAUGGGCGAUGCCGACUGUCUGAUCGCCUUGGGCGGUGGAUCGACCACCGGUCUGUCCAAAGCCAUCGCUCUUCGCCGUCCUGGGAUGCCGCAGAUUGUGGUGCCAACCACCUACGCCGGCUCCGAGGCCACUUCCGUCGUCGGACAAACAGAGAAUCGCAAAAAGACCACGGUCAAGAGCAAAGACAUCUUGCCUGGUACCAUCAUUUACGACGUUGGAUUGACCUUGACCUUGCCGGCCACGAUGACAUGCACUUCGGGUCUCAAUGCCAUUGCUCAUGCUGUCGAAGGGCUCUAG
Pseudozyma hubeiensis SY62 is the source of this 552-nucleotide messenger RNA. Its product is annotated as maleylacetate reductase. The coding region runs from base 1 to 552 and encodes 183 amino acids. The record is from RefSeq and is a predicted model, not a curated record. Gene Ontology annotation, molecular function: metal ion binding; alcohol dehydrogenase (NAD+) activity. The transcript has a single exon. Lineage: Eukaryota; Fungi; Basidiomycota; Ustilaginomycetes; Ustilaginales; Ustilaginaceae.